Messenger RNA from Staurois parvus, 312 nucleotides. The record is from the annotation of a GenBank genome assembly. NCBI's taxonomy places the organism in Eukaryota, Metazoa, Chordata, Amphibia, Anura, Ranidae.
CACCUCGACCAAACAGCUAAUUUUUGUGCAAGUAUCACCAUAUUAUACUCCUUAAAAACAACCACACCAUCUUUUUCCAGAGCAGCCUGUAUUUCUUUUGAGGCAGCCUGUGUGUUUUUCUUUGAAUCCCGGACAAUUCUUUGCUUCCACGUAAAAGCUAACAAACACAUUGACUAUUUAUACACUGACACUAAUUGCAAUUUAAAAAGCCACAGAUGUGGGACAUUAACCUCUAAUUGGCAUUUUAACCCGUGUGUGUUACCUUGUGUGUCUGUACCAAGACCAAACAUUCCAGGGUAUGUAAACUUUUGA